AUGGCAGGAGCUAACUACAUGGGUGGGAAGAGGAACUUCGCGAGGGCGCGCGCAAAGGACGCUGCGGGAAAAGCACAGCGCAAUCACUUCGGAAAGCAGAGGCUCGGGGUGCUUACGAAGGGUCUCAGCAAGGCGCAUGCUGAGGUUCCCCAGUCGACCGACAGUGGUGUGAACGCGGUCGGCAAAAUAUCCCUUGCACACGCGAGACGCGACUUCCAGAAACGAUCCGGAGACGCACCUGUUUCUGACGAUGACGAUGCCCCUCUACUCCCACCACAACGUAUUUCUGGAACACCUCGCGCAACUCGGAGAGGGCCUGCGUCUGACAAUGCAUCGAGCGUCAGCAGCAAGAGCAGAAGCCAUACACGCUCCUCCAAGAUACUGAAGGCGCUGGAUGCAUUUGUCCCGAUCUCUCUCAGGGCGGAGAUGGAUCGUAUCCGCCACAUCCCUAACCUCGCUGGGUUGGCACCGAAACCGGAGCGUAGGCCACAUCUUGCGGAUUACGAGGAUGCAGAUGUAAUAACGUAUUCAUCGUCUCCCGAUGAUGCUGAACCUCCUCGGAAGAAGCGAAGAGUGUCGCCCAAUCCAGGCAGGGAACUAUCUAGCGACACUCUUAGGCGAUCUCAUAUACGGUCAAACAGCGGCACGUAUGUGGACGAGGUUAUGAGCGAUGAAGGGUCUGAUUUCACACCAUUAUAUGUGUCUGAAGGCUAUCCACCUCCGGCCGGUACGACAAAGCAUCAACCUGAGUUUGUCAACCAACUCGACUUCGAUGACCUCGCGCACACAGAGCCAGACUUUGAGCCUAUGCCUCUCGACAGUAGUCCGGCCAUGCCACGGAGCUUUGACGACUUCGGUUUCUCUGAGUUUCUCCCGAUACCAGGGCCUAGUCCUCACAAAGACGAGAAGACUUUGGCAAUCAUGAAGACGCACCAACGUUACCAGCCAGCGAGCUAUUCAGCUGCGGGCGACGAGUCCGAUGACGGUAUCGUCCAGGAAAGUAUCUAUGACGUCCUCCACGGCGAACUCUUCGAGGGCACGGAUCCGUGGCGUGCGCUCGACACCGUUCUGGGACUUCAGCCACAAGAACAUUCUUUCAAACCUCGGCGUUCUCCGCGCGAUCACAUUCCAGACGACCGUCAUGCUACAGAACGCAGCGCGCACUUCGAGCUCACGCCACUGACGUUGGGUCAACAUGGUCUGGACGAUCGCUCGGAGGCCGAUGAGUACGUCGGGAUGUUUGAUGCUGCAAGCCCACCCGCAGAACUCGAUCCUGCCCUCUCGCGGAGGAUCUUAGCCUCUCCUGGUGAUACCCACGAAAAUGGUGUGGAAGACAUCGAAUGUCAGCCCCAGGACGACGUCGUACCACAGAGCCUGAGGACAUUUUCACCAGUGGAUAUAUUUCUGCCAAUCAACCUGGCACGCGUUGAGCAGGCCGAGCACUCCCAGUCCAUGGACAUGGAUUCAGGGACUCGAUCCCCCUCCUAUAGGGAUUCAAACCUCUCGCAGGACCUGGUCCUUUCUGACAUCAUACGCAGUGGGAAAGUCGUCUCGACUCUGCAAUCACGCUCGCCGGAAGCUAGAGCUAUCGCUGAAUCGUCUGGGCCUGAAAUGCCAGUAGCCGUCGCUGACAACGCAACACUGAGGCCUGCAGCGCUGCCGCAGGAGGAUGUUGCGCCCGGUGCAGAUCCGGCCAGUAUCGAAGGACCAUGCCUCUUUGCAGAUGAGCUUCUGUCAGACGAGGAUUGA
Messenger RNA from Fomitopsis serialis, 1749 nucleotides. RefSeq lists its product as uncharacterized. NCBI's taxonomy places the organism in Eukaryota, Fungi, Basidiomycota, Agaricomycetes, Polyporales, Fomitopsidaceae. The record is from RefSeq and is a predicted model, not a curated record. The transcript is spliced from 7 exons. Bases 1 to 1749 code for a protein of 582 amino acids.